CUGAUAUAUAUUUAUAUACAAGAAAUAAAGACGAAAUAAUCGUCCUUAUUUUCCUGUUUCGUAAUCCAUCUAACUGUGUCUUUUAUUUUCUACCAGCCGCCACUGGAACGCUGCUCUGGUUACCCCGAUUGCUGCUGUGCCGCCGAGCACUGGUUCCUGAUUGCCAGGCUGUGGCCAGAGCUCCCCACUUAUUACCGCAUGCAGUUUAGUACCGCGUAUCGUGUUGGCAGGCUUCUUGCCUCCCCAGCAAUUUCCCACAUUCUUUGCCCAGCCAUUUUGCUCUCUUUGCUGCAAACAAUCCCUUUCACCUGCGACUUCGUGUUCGAUCUCGUCGAGGCUCGUCAUUUUCGCUCUUUUCACUCGUUUAUCGCACCCGCCUCUCUCUCGUUUCUCGAUACUUUUUUCCUUUCACUAAAUCCUCGCCUCUCGACAUUAAUCAAAACACACCAUAACAACACGCUACCUCCUCAACUCGUAAUAAUACUCGAUUCUGAAACUCGCGUCCGUCUGUUUUGGCACCUAGAUCACGAUUGCCAGGAACCGAUUAAACAUCUUUUAUCGAUUUUCCUGCCACGGUUGUCAUGCUAUUCGAUUAUUAGAAGAUAUCUGCGGUUUAGAGCUCAUUAGCGCGUCCAACUCUCUCACCACGAUCACCUCGAAACCAAUCAAAGAUCUAUCUGGUAAUCCUUCGACCAACUCACCCUCACCAUGCGCUUACCGUGCCGCCGGCGACAGGCGGCGCGUUCGCAACCGCUGAGUCUAACUGUCGCCGCUUUAAUCGCACUGGUGCCCUCCGCAUCGAGUGCUUUUCAGUUCAAACCAGCGCCAUCAGCGAACCUCGACAUUGCUAAUCUUGGAGAUGUGGGCAUCGCUGGUGACUUCAGCGGUAUUUCUCUGUACGAAUAUGAAGGCCAAGUAGGCAAGCCACUGAGCAACAACGGUAGUGAGUCGAUUCUUGCGCCGCUGCCUAAUGGUGCCUUAGCAUCUAUCGUAUCUGCCGAUGCAGCCAUUCGUGCCAUGUGCCUCUUCAAAAAUCGAGGCGUUAUAUUGGCAGGAAACUUUACCUCGUUGGAUGGCACAAAGUCUACUGCGAUGGCUUUACUUAACCAAACUACUGCGCAGGUCACGCCGCUGGAUGGCCUCCAAGGUGAGGUAAACACAGUGUAUUGCGACGAACAGCGUAACACAGUUUACGUCGGUGGAAGCUUUAUGGGUUCAAAUUCCACCAACGCUAUUGCCUGGCUUGGAGACAGUGGCUGGUCCAACCUCCCAUUUGCAGGCUUCAACGGACCUGUCAACACCAUCACAAAAGCCUCCAAUGGACAUAUCAUUUUUGGCGGCAGUUUCACUGGUCUUGGCAAUCUCAGCACACCCAGUCAACCAGACCGACAACUUAUUAACCUUUCUGGUGCCAAUAUUGUGGCAGAAAACCAUAUUGACAGAGCCGGCUUCGAUAACCCCGCUAACAUUGCUUGCUCGAGUGGUGGCGACGCCCCCGGAAGCACCUAUUUGAUGCAGUCAGGAACCAAGUCGGGCUUCUGGGAAGCCCAGUUUGAUUUUGCAUUUAAGCCUACAAAGCUUCGUUUAUGGAACACGAAUGUGGAUGGCCGAGGUGUUAAGACGUUCCGUGUCUUGUUCCCUGCCCAGCCAGUGGACGGCAUUGCAAAUCUCACAUACGUUGAUCCGCAAACCGGCCGUAAUGCCAGCUGCACCAGAGAAUGCCCCCUUCUCAAAGACGCCUCUAAGCCGCAGGACUUCCAUUUCGUCAAUGCCGUCGGGAUGAGCCGACUACGCAUUGCUGUGUCGGAUGUAUACGGCGACGGCGGUGGUCUUGGUGGUGUUCAGAUUUACCAGGACAAGAUCGGCACAUACGCCAUCAACGCAUUAAAUGAACCGACCUGCCGGGGACUCGAAUUUCCCUCUAAAGCCACUGCAACUGGCCCUUGGACCGAAUCACCAUCACUACAAAGCGAUUCCAAGUACUUGACCGUCAACGUCGACCACCAGUCAGCAUCGAAAGCAUCGGUCGUCUUUUUCCCCAGCAUCCAAGAGUCUGGAAACUAUUCUAUCAAUUUGUUCACCCCGGGAUGUAAGCCUGAUGAUACAUGCUUAACACGUGGGCGUGUGAACGUUACCGGCACCAUGUCCAGUGGUGCAAAGCAGUUCGACUUUACUACCUCUCUUUACCAGACCAACAACUUUGACAAGUAUGAUCAAAUUUACUUCGGAUAUGUAGAGAAGACUUCCGAUGGUUUCAAGCCCACCGUCACCAUUACACCUCAACCCGACGACUCUCAACAGGAAAUGACUGCCGUUGCACAGAAAGUUGGAUUCACAUUGAUCAACUCCAACGGCGGUCUGAAUGGUCUAUUUGAAUUUAACCCCGAAGACCCGAAUAUUCAAGCUUCCGAACUGGAGACAUCAGCUAUCAAUAAGUUGGGAUCUGGUUUCGAUAAAAUGUCUGGUGUGCGUUCUAUUAUUUCGUCUGACGACACUCUUUAUAUUGGCGGCAACUUCACGUCUAAAGAUCACAAAAAUAUUGUCGCCAUUACUGGCAGCAAAGAUGUCAAGUCGCUUGAUGGCGGCCUAAAUGGCCAAGUGAUGGAUCUUCACUUGGAAGGUAAAAAGAUCUAUGCCGGUGGUGAAUUCAACAACACUCUUGAUAACUCUGCCGAGGGUCUUGGAAAUGUUGCAGUGUACGACAUUGAUAAGAACACUUGGGGUCCUCUCGGCGCAGGCGUCAACGGUAUGGUUCAAUACGUCGUCCCUCUUCAGGUCAACAUCACCAAGAACAAGCCUGAGAUUGUUAUUGCUCUGACGGGAAUGUUUUCCGAAAUCAACAAGUUCAAGGGCUCGGACGUCAUUCCAACCAGCGGAUUUGCUAUCUGGGUCCCUUCGCAAGGCAACUGGCUUCAAAAUUCCCCUGUUCCCGUCCCCGCCUACAGUGGCACACUCACGGCAUCGGUUUUGGGCCUUCCUGCUAAUGGCUCGUUACUUGCUGGCUCCAUCUCGUCGGCAGAGCUUGCUGCUCACGGAGCUGCGAAGCUAGACAGUGAUGGCCUCGGACCAUUCCCUGUUAAGAUUAAGCUACCUGCAGCCAGUACCUCCAACACGAGACGCAGGUCUCUCAGCGAAGCUCAACUUAGUGGCGUUGUUACUGGAGCAUACUACCAAGAAGACGGCAAGAACAUUACGGUCCUGGCUGGCCACUUCUCUGCUCAAGAUGCAAACGGCACUACUAUCAACAACCUUGUUUUGAUCGACGGCAAGAAUAAGGAUAGUAUCAGUGGCUUAGGCGAAGGCGUAUCAGCUGAUUCAUCGAUUGUGACUGUUGCGUUAAAGGGAAGCGUCCUGUAUGCUGGUGGCAAAUUAAGCGGAAGAGUCAAUGGCGGCGCUGUCGGUGGCAUCAUUGCGUACGAUAUUGCCUCCAAGACAUUCAAGGCACAGCCUGCACCAAUCUCGGGCAGAAAUGGAACCGUGUCUGUCAUUACAGUGAACCCCAAGACAAACGACGUCUACGUUGCCGGCUCUUUUGACAAUGCUGGAGGCCUUACCUGCCCCGGCGUCUGCUUAUACAACACUGAUACCAACCAAUGGAACCGCCCAGGAACCAGUAUGGAGGGUGAUGUGAACAGCAUGAUGUGGGCCUCGAACUCGAAGCUGAUUGCUGCUGGCGACAUGAAGGGCAAUGACACGACCACUCUGCGGCUAGCCAUGUACGACACCUCUGCACAGACGUGGGAGGAGUUCCCCGGAAACGAUGCGAUCCCCGGACCGGUAUUGUUGAUGACUCCUGGCUCCAGUGACGGCAAGCAAGUUUGGAUUUCUGGCAAGUCGUCCAAGGACCAGUCCAUCUUCCUGAUGAAGUAUGAUGGCGACAAGUGGCUCAAUGCGCCUCACCCCUUGCCAGCUUCGACACAGCUCCGCAGUCUUCAGAUUUUUACACUCACAAAGGACCAUGACAAGUCGGAUCUUUUGAGCAACAACCAGGCGCUUAUGCUAACCGGAAGCAUCGACCUUCCGGUUGUUGGCACCGUCUCAGCUGCCCUUUUCAACGGCACCCACUACUUACCGUAUGCUUUGACUACAAGCUCCCGCACCGGUGCUGGAAGCAUUGCCAAGAUCUUCUCGCAAAAGGAUGACUUCUUUGCCUCUAGCGGUGGUCAUCUUGCGCUUGGCUUUGUUGUGCUGAUUGCCCUCGCCAUUGCCCUUGCCUUGAUCUUAUUGAUUGUUGUUGCAGGUGUUAUUCUUGACCGCAUUCGCAAGAAGCGUGACGGCUACACUCCUGCACCGACGUCCAUGUACGACCGAGGAAGCGGUAUUCAAAGAAUCCCGCCAAGAGAAUUGCUUGAAUCUCUAGGCAAGACUCGCCCGUCAGCGCCGCACGUCUGAGCCUGACACCUUUUGACGACUGACUUGUCAUUUUUUCAUUUUCUUCAUUUUACAUGUUUACCAUCUUUGUUUGGCGUUUGGAUAGGCGCACAGAUCUGAUUUUCAUUUUCAAACUCUGCGCUUUAGUACUUACUGGCUUGACACCUUUUACCACAUUGGACGGCCACGGACAACGGCCAUAUGCAGACAUGCAGUCUCCAGAAUAUUCAAAACUACUUGAAUAUACUGCUGAAUAUAUUGUACAAACGGUUUCGACACUUUUUUUAUUCCCCAUGUAUUCAUUUCUACAAAGCCCUUGAGUCUGGUGGUCCCUUGUUUGCGCUGGCAUUAAUAACAUUGAGUGCCUUUUCACCGACUCGGUUCAGCGACCCAUGUUUCGUUGCGUGCUUUGACUUUUAUACAAGAGUCCUUUUAUAGCUGAUAGUUUAUUACAAGUGACUUGAAAAUACAUUCACUGUUCUACAUUGAUC
Messenger RNA from [Torrubiella] hemipterigena, 4862 nucleotides. NCBI's taxonomy places the organism in Eukaryota, Fungi, Ascomycota, Sordariomycetes, Hypocreales, Clavicipitaceae. The record is from the annotation of a GenBank genome assembly.